GUUAACUCCAUCCUCCUUAGACAGCCACAUGGCAGUCCAAGAGCCCAAGAUCCGCCAACUACCAGUGACGCUCUUGUCAGGUUUCUUAGGAAGCGGGAAAACCACUUUACUAGAACAUAUCCUCAAAUCCCCCUCUCACGGUCUCCGAAUCGCCGUCAUCGUCAAUGACAUGUCCUCACUAAACAUCGACGCUUCCCUCAUUCAACAACACACCGUUUCCCAAAGCAAAGAAAAACUCAUCCAGCUGCAAAAUGGCUGUAUCUGCUGCACACUUCGUGGCGACUUGCUGGAAGAACUCGUGAAGCUGGCGAGAACGGAUGCAGUACAAUAUGUAGUCAUUGAGAGUACAGGUAUCAGUGAGCCGAUGCAGGUAGCUGAGACAUUUACGACUGAGUUUUCGAGGAUGAUGAUUGAGCAAGAGGGGAACCUUGAUGAUGGAGAGGAAAGUGCGGUCUUAAAAGAGAUAGCGAAUCUUGGGGGCCUUAAUAAACUUGCACGACUCGAUACUACGGUCUCGGUUGUGGAUGCCUUUAACUUGUUCCAUAACUUUUCUACGGCAGACUUCUUGUCUGACAGGUAUGGGAAGGACAACUUUAUUCCGGAGGAUGAACGGACUAUCACAGAUCUCAUGGUCGAUCAACUUGAGUUCGCCGAUGUGAUUAUUGUGAACAAGCUAGACAUGGUGGAUUCCUCAACCAAAGCAAGAAUACUUGCUCUGGUAAAGAGACUCAACCCUGUUGCCAAAGUACUCGAAGCGAGAUACAGUGCAAUAGACGUGAUGGAGAUCAUCAAUACCAACAUGUUCUCGUUUGAGAAAGCUGCUACUGGCGCUGGCUGGCUGAGAAGUUUGCACGAGCUGACACAAAUGGAAAUUGGCGGGAAGUCGAAAAUGGUCCCUAAGCCUGAAACGGAAGAGUACGGCAUCUCAAGCUUCGUAUACCGUGCAAGGAAGCCAUUCCACCCCAAUCGACUAUGGGAUCUCAUAUACGAUAAGUUCAUCGUUAUGCAGAACGUCGAUCAAGUGGUGGAAGAAGAUGAGGUCGGAGAAGACGACGAUGAAGACAUGGACCAAAACGCCGAGGAAGGGGAAGACAGUGACACAGAAAUGGGAGAAGAUGUCGAAGAUAAAGAAUAUCCCAAGGAGAUCGACCCCAAGAUGAUCCUCCAAAAUAAAGCUGCACAUCCGGCAUUCUCAGGUCUCCUCCGCUCUAAAGGCUUCUUUUGGCUGGCCACUCGACCCAGUCAACACGGAGAAUGGAGCCAAGCAGGCGGCAUGCUCACACUCCAAGGAGGCGGUCCUUGGUUCUGUGUCGUCCCACGUGAGGCCUGGCCUGAGGACAUGGAUAUUGUAGCAGCUAUCGAAGCGGAUUUCUCGGGCUCAUGGGGCGACAGACGUCAAGAACUUGUUUUCAUCGGCGAGAAAGUAGAGCAGCAUGCCGUUUUCGCUGUUCUCGAUGAGUGCUUGUUGACUGAUAGUGAGAUGAGGAGGUGGGAGAGAGUAAUGAAGAAUAAGAAGUAUACUGUUGAGGAAAUCGAGGAUAAACUUGCUACAAUGUUCAAAGAUGGAUUCGAAGAUUGGGGGACUACUGUUGCAGAAGAUGGCGUUGGUCAUGAGGCUCAUGAUCAUAGUCAUAGCCACGGUAGGAAUUCGACUACCUAGAGUCUUGAGUGUCCCAGAUAAAGACCGAAGCUGCACUAGCAAAAAGAUAGAAACAGAAGAGCUGAGCUC
This is a messenger RNA of Mollisia scopiformis, 1729 nucleotides long. RefSeq names its product cobW-domain-containing protein. The transcript is spliced from 7 exons. The record is from RefSeq and is a predicted model, not a curated record. Bases 29 to 1660 code for a protein of 543 amino acids. NCBI's taxonomy places the organism in Eukaryota, Fungi, Ascomycota, Leotiomycetes, Helotiales, Mollisiaceae.